AUCAAUUAGUACAAAAAAGCCAGCCAUAAACUUUUGAUUGUAGCAAUAAACCUGAAAUUGGCUUACACUAACAAAGUUAACAAGCAAUUAUUCUUCAAACAAAAUAACAGAGUUUAAUGUUUCUCACUUUAUUAUUAUUAUUUACUUAUUAUAACUAAUUGAAUAAGAAGAGGUGAUGGCGCACUAUCUAUGGAUGUUGCAAUCAUUUAGAGUUUUAUAUCUAGCAGUAGAUUAGCAGAAAGUAAAAAAAAAUCGAAAUUUAAAUCAGAUCGAAAACCAUGUGUUGUAUACAAAUAAUUGAUUGUAAAAGUCAAUUUUGUUUCCGACUGUACUAAAAAUGAAACGAAACGCUAUCAUAUUUUUUUUCAGUGUUGUUUAUUUUUGUAUAGCGAAACGCGGCGCCGCCCAUCAUCUCAUCUGUCAUUUUUGCAUCAAACAAGGUAAUUAGCGAGUAACGAUUUUCUUUGAUUUAUGAAUAAAAUUAAAACCUUAGAGUGAGUUUUUGACUAAAAACCUGUGAAAAUGAACACUCUCGAUAAGCAACUGGCCGAUCUGCGUAUCUACGCAAACGAAUUGGAUGCCAAAUUGCAAGAUGAUAUUAAUGCAGCAAAGAUGAAACCUUCUAUUCCGCCCAAGAAAAAUAAAGCUCCACUGCCUCAAAUACCUCAGAGUUACACUGUGAAGUCUGCGUGCGAGCCCUCGUACUCAUCGCGGCUGGAGUACGGGAGUAAAGCGAGUUCUACAUACUCAAAUUUGGUGCCAGUAAAAAGUUGUAUAGUGCGGAACACGGCGCGAGUGCGGAGUGGCGAUGUGCUUUUAUACAGUAACUUACUGCCUCCGGGAGGUACUAACCACGUUUAUUCCAACAUACCGAUCCAGCGUCACGUCGCUGAGGGUAUUUACGACAGGGACACACGGUCUGAAGUUUCUAGAAUCAGUGAUUUGGGCGCGCAGUCUAACUACAGCGAACUCCGGCGGCCGGGGUCGGCGUACCCGCCUUCCUCGGCGUCUAUCAACGCGCAAGACUUCUCCACUUAUGGUGGAUCUCAGACUUCCUCCACAUAUGAGUCGUUGUAUGAGCCAAUAAACCCUAGACCAUGUAGUCAACUGUCUGGUACCUCGUUAUAUAGUGGUUAUGUUGGGCCAACAACGGAACCUACACCAGAGCCUGACGAUGAGCUGUACUGUGGCAACUGCUAUCAUUGUGGGGAGAAGAUCAUGGGGGAGACAACAGGAUGCACUGCCAUGGAGAGAAUCUAUCACAUUAAAUGUUUCUGCUGCCAGCAUUGUGGGAUCAACUUACAGGGCCGACCUUUCUAUGCAGUGCAAGGGCGCGCAUUAUGCGAGCGUGACUACUUAGACACACUAGAAAAGUGCUGUGUGUGCAACUCUCCCAUCCUAGACCGGAUCCUACGAGCCACAGGCAAACCUUACCACCCACGGUGCUUCACCUGUGUCGUUUGCCAGAAGAGUUUAGACGGCAUACCCUUUACUGUAGAUGCUGUGAACCGCAUACACUGCAUUGAAGACUUUCAUAAAAGAUACGCCCCCCGAUGCGCGCGCUGCCACGAGCCGAUCGUGCCAGAAGGCGGGGCCGAGGAGACGGUACGUAUCGUGGCGCUGGACAAGAGCUUCCACAUCGCAUGCUACGCCUGCGAGGACUGCGGCGCGUCGCUGUGCUCGCGGCAAGAGGGCCGCGGCUGCUACCCGCUUGACGACCACCUCUACUGUCGCGAGUGCAACGCGAGACGCAUACAGGACCUCUCCAGGGAAAUCAACUAGCUCCAAGGUUGUGUAAGCAAGAGUAUAAAAAGAAAUAUAGCCUAAUUUGUGAAUCUGGCCUAAUAGUUUGAAAAGUGUAGCGUUAACAUGGUAGGCGCUUGUGAAUCAGGUCUAAUAGUUUGAGCGCUACCAGGCGUGCAUCGCAAUUUUUAAAACAAAGUGUAAAUAUGCAGCCGUAGUAUGCCAGGCGCGUCACAACAUGGGCUUCAACCUAUAGACGCAUUAGGGGCAGCAAGCAAGUCUUAUCUACAUCGAUAAAUUUAUUACGAUGUCCACUAUAUGUAUUGAGUCGCGUCGCGCCUAACGGCUGCCUAUGUUCUAAUGUAUAAACAUAUAAACUGUGUAAUCCUCGCCUGUUUCGGCCUAUCCCAAGAGCUAUGUAAGUAUUUCACCCCAUAAUUCUCAAUGGCCUAUGAAAUAUUGUAAAAAAAAUUGCAAUAAUGAAAAGUUUCACCUUACGCCGACUAUUGUUACAACGAGUCUUCAAACUUUACGUCGGGUUUGGUAUAGUACAGUCAAAAGCAUAAUGGAAUAACUAAGAAGUAACUUACACACUUAUUAGUCCCUAUUGUGACUGAAUAGUGUUGUUUCCUAAUCUAUUAAGGAAUAGAAAAGGACACAAUAACUAAUCACGAGGUUUCCAGGAUUUUAUGCCUGGUUAAUGGCAAUAAGUUCGUCCCCGAUCACAUGGGGCGUCAUGGGACAAACAUGUCGGUGUAUACAGGGUGUUAGUGACAUCGUAACAAAAACUUUGAGGGAUGAUUCAGGCCAUGAUUCUGAGUUGAUAUCAAGUGGAAUUUUCCGUCGCAAAAGUAUGGAACGGAAAAUAAUUUAAAUAAGUUCUAAAAUUUUCAUGACUUCUCAGACAGGAAAUUCCACUUGAUAUCGACUCAGAAUCAUGGUCACUAACACCCAUACAUACUUGUAUGGCUACUGUAUGUACUUGUAUGGGGUGUAAAUGACAUCGUAACGAAUACUGAGAGGGAUUAUUCAGCUGAUUAUUCUGAGUUAAUAUCAAGUGGAAUUUUCCAUCGCAAAAGUAUAGAAUUGAAAAUAAUUAAAAAAAAACUAAAAAAAUAACAUGAAUUUUGCGACGGAAAAUUCCACUUGAUAUUAACUCAGAAUCAUGGUCUGAAUCAUCCCUCUGAGUAUUCGUUACGAUGUCACUAACACCCUGUAUACUAUUACAUUUCAGCCUAAGCCACGGUAAACAAUGACUAAUAUUGUGAAUGUUGUCAUCUUAUACAUAAUUAUCAGUAUGUAAAUUACUAUAACUUCUUUCCCACUUUAUCUAUACCACUUGAAGUAGAGAAAGACCCGACGAACUUUACGUCUCGAUGUAAAGAGACUAGACUUAGUUUAUGUACAAGAGUAAAGCAGUUUUAUAAAUCUGCCCCGUAACAUGAUAUAUAUAUGUAUACCACACGCAACGCAAUAGAUGAGUCGACCGUAUUAGCCACGCGAUAAAUGAAUUAACUAAUUGUAUCGUAUCGCGCGUGCUUUAUAUCAGCAGCAUGCUUGUCACGUAUAAGCCUAAUAAUUAUAGUGUAUAUGCUAGAGUUGUUUCUGUAUAAAGGUAGCAUUGUAUAAUUAUUGAAUAUUACACUAAACAUUCCUAAUGCAUUUAAAUGUGUACUAUUAAUAAAAGGCUGUGUAGCUCUCACCAUUCACGUAUCUCUAGCGACAUAAAUGCAGUAUUACUUUAAGAUGUGAUUGUAUUAUAGGACUUACUAUAUACUUGUAUAAAAUAUCUGCACUUGUUUAUUGUAAAUUGUGCCAUGUAGUUACUAUAGAAGCUAAUAAGAAUUUGUCGGUUGUAUUAUUUUACAAGUUCGUUAAUAUACACGUUUAUAAUUUAGGAGGUAAGUUCGUACUUUUGUACUUAAUAUUGUUGGUAAGGAUCCGAUAUAUUUACUGUUGUCCUUUUAAGCACAUUGUCGUUUAAACUUUGCAUUUAAUGAAUUCUUGCCAUCUAAAUUAAAAUAUUAUAAAUGUAAUCUGCCCGUUGCGUGCCGCCCGUAUGUCGCACGAGACGCGAUAAUGAGCCAUUACUUUGCAAACUUCGCCUCCCACGCGAUAUGCGGGCUGUAUGCUACGGCUCCUGAUCUUUAUAAGGCGUAUAUAUAAAGCAUGUAGGUAUGCUAGUCACCUAGUGUACUAUGAUUGAAUAUAUGUCGUUUAUCUGAACAAUUAAUAAAUGUAGCUUUCGAAAUAUACUCCUAUCAUAUUAUAAAA
Pectinophora gossypiella (pink bollworm) is the source of this 4017-nucleotide messenger RNA. Its product is annotated as lipoma-preferred partner-like. Bases 523 to 1782 code for a protein of 419 amino acids. The transcript is spliced from 3 exons. Gene Ontology annotation, biological process: cell-cell adhesion. NCBI's taxonomy places the organism in Eukaryota, Metazoa, Arthropoda, Insecta, Lepidoptera, Gelechiidae. The record is from RefSeq and is a predicted model, not a curated record. Gene Ontology annotation, cellular component: focal adhesion; stress fiber.